Molecule: messenger RNA, 1177 nt
Organism: Stylophora pistillata
Lineage: Eukaryota; Metazoa; Cnidaria; Anthozoa; Scleractinia; Pocilloporidae
Product: large ribosomal subunit protein uL4B
Biological process (GO): translation
Cellular component (GO): ribosome
Molecular function (GO): structural constituent of ribosome
Source: RefSeq, a predicted model, not a curated record
UUUCGCCGGCCAUCUUGAAAUUACGUUAUCAUGGCGGCUAGACCACUAAUAACAGUAUACGAUGAGGCAGGAGAAAAUGUUGGACAGACCACCCUGCCUGCAGUGUUCAAAGCUCCCAUUCGUCCUGAUGUUGUUGGCUUUGUCCACACUAACAUGGCUAAGAACAAACGGCAACCUUAUGCUGUGAACAAGCUUGCCGGCCAUCAGACGUCUGCUGAGUCCUGGGGUACGGGCCGUGCUGUUGCCAGGAUUCCUCGUGUGAGAGGUGGUGGCACACACCGCUCAGGCCAGGGUGCUUUUGGCAAUAUGUGUAGAGGUGGACGUAUGUUUGCCCCUACAAAAACCUGGCGACGCUGGCAUCGCAAGAUCAAUCAGAAACAGCGCCGAUAUGCUAUGUGCUCAGCCUUGGCCGCUUCUGCCCUCCCUGCUCUUGUGAUGGCUCGUGGUCACCGUGUUGAUGAGAUCCCUGAGGUUCCAUUGGUUGUUUCAGAUGGAAUUGAAUCUCUGCAGAAGACUAGUGCUGCAGUGAAGCUCCUUAAGUCAGUAAAUGCCUAUGGGGAUGUUGAAAAAUGUAAGGAGUCGAAGAAGAUUCGUGCAGGAAAAGGUAAGAUGCGUAACCGCAGGACUGUGAUGCGCAAAGGGCCCCUCAUCAUCUACAAUGAAGAUCAUGGAGUGAAAAAGGCUUUCCGCAACUUACCUGGUGUUGAUAUCUUGUCAGUGGAUCGUCUGAAUCUUCUGAAGCUUUGCCCUGGCGGUCACUUGGGCAGGUUUUGUAUCUGGAGCAAGGGUGCAAUUGAGAAGCUUGAUGCCUUGUAUGGAACAGGAAAGAAACCAUCCACAGAAAAGAAGGAUUUCAAUCUUCCCAAAACAAUCAUGAGCAAUGCUGACCUCAAUCGCCUCAUCAACAGUGAGGAGGUCCAGUCUGUUAUCAGACCUGCUGGACCCAGAAAGACCCGCCGAGCAAUCCGCAAGAAGAAUCCGCUCAAGAAUUUGAACGUGCUGAUGAAGCUGAACCCUCACGCUAAGAGUGUCAAACGGGCUGAAAUGCUGACUGUAGAGCGGAGAAGGGCUGCUAAAGAGGCAGUACUGAGCAAGAAGAGAGAAGGAAAAUGAAAUGCUCAACUGUUAACGCUGUAAUGAAAGGACGAAUAAAACAGCAGUGAAUUCAGUGUAAAAA